Mya arenaria is the source of this 5616-nucleotide messenger RNA. RefSeq lists its product as uncharacterized. The transcript has 9 exons. Bases 666 to 1922 code for a protein of 418 amino acids. The record is from RefSeq and is a predicted model, not a curated record. Lineage: Eukaryota; Metazoa; Mollusca; Bivalvia; Myida; Myidae. Gene Ontology annotation, biological process: biosynthetic process. Gene Ontology annotation, molecular function: L-2-aminoadipate:2-oxoglutarate transaminase activity; pyridoxal phosphate binding.
UCAAUUAAUGUACCAGUAUGCCAUUGGCUGAAAUCUUGAUAUUAAUAUGAUAAGCACUGUGUUUUGGUAAUUAGACGGCGGCCCAAAGUCGCCGUCUUUUGGGAUAAAUGUUUACCAUUUCAAUGGACAAGGGUCUAGGGAUAUUUUUUUAUAUUGUAAACAAUAUUGUUAAUACUAUUACUAUUAAUAAUAUUAUUUAGACUGGUCGCUGGUCAGACAUAAUGGUCAUUUUAUCUUUGUCAAAAUUGAAAACUCGCUACAUAUUCAUGUGCAUGGCUGUUGGAAAUUUCAACAGUAAGUAAUACAGGGUAUAAGUCUGUAGUUUACUGCAAAGCUAUACAUUCCAGGCAAUUGAGCACAUUUAGCCAUAAUGCAGACAUUACGUAUAGGGUGAAGGAAGACCUUUAUGCGAUUUAGAUAUUCUGCUGCGUCUUUGAUGACUUGCAUCAAAAUUUGUCCUGUACUCUAGUUGAAAACUCUGAGUUUGUGAAGCAGAGCAAGCUGGGUUGACAGUGUUUUAAACAAGUGCUGAUUUUGAUCCAGUUAUAAGGAUUAAAGGUUGUUUGAGAAAUUUCUACCAGGCUUACGCAGGAUUCUUUUGCAUAUAUUCAAUCAUACACUCAGAAGGAGUUUAGACCAUAUAUAAUUUACAAGAUAUUAACAAAAUGGCGGACAAAAAUGAAAGACCAAAUGAAGACAAUUCAGCCAAGGCCCUGUUGUAUCGGGAUGAUUGUCUCCUACUUGCUGUGGGAAAACCGGGGGAAGAAACCUUAAAGGGAUGUAGCAAAAUGUUGCAAACAUCAACUGAUAUUAUGCUGCGGGACAGCAAUGAGGAGAGGUUCACAUUCCAGUAUGGUCCGUGUAAAGGAGACCCAAGUUUCUGUGAACAGGUUGCUGGCUUCCUCACUGAGGAAUAUGGCACAAAGGUAGACAGCAGUGACAUCAUGGUGUCGGCAGGUGCUACACAGGGGCUACACCUGGUUGCCACAGUGAUGUUUAACAAGGACACACCCAUCUUCAUUGAAGACCCAACCUACUUCAUCGCUGUCAAGAUUCUACGAGAGGAUUUUGGCAUGAACAUUAUACCAGUUCCUACAGACAUGGAAGGUAUUGAUGUUGCUAAACUUGAGUCUCUCCUGGAAAUUUAUAAGCCGAAGACCACAGGGAAAGCUGGCAGUCAGUUCUGGUCGAUGGUUUACACUAUUCCCACAUACAACAACCCUAAAGGCUACUGCAUGUCACCUGAGCGAUGUCGAGCCCUGGUUAAACUAGCCAGGAAGUAUGGUGUUAUGUUGUUUGCGGAGGACGUCUACAAUAUGCUGCAUUACGAUGACAAACCACAGUGUCCUCCAAGACUCCUGCAGUAUGACGAUAGGUCAGACCCUGACUACGAAGGUCAUGUGUUGUCCAACUGCACUUUUUCCAAAAUCCUCGCCCCAGGCUUAAGGCUGGGCUGGAUUGAAGCUCCACCAAGGAUCAUGAAAUGUUUGGAAAAGAGUGCCACUGCAUGGAGCGGGGGGUCAUUUAACCACUACACAUCCAAACUGAUGGCCGUGGCUUUGCAGGAAGGACUUCUGCAGAAACACCUGACAUGGCUUAGGAAAGAAUAUAGGGAAAGAAUGGACCUAGCCUGUAACACACUUGAGAAGCACCUGCCAGCUGGAGUCAAGGUAGACAACCCACAUGGUGGCUUCUUUAUCUGGCUACAGUUACCUCCCUCAAUUGAUUCUAUGGAGCUGUUGAAACUUGCCGUACAGAAGUACAAAGUCAACUUUAUAUUUGGGGCAAGUACAUCGCCAACAGAUGGAUGUAAGAACUGCGCCCGUCUGUCCAUCAGCUUCUGUGAAAAAGCAAGCUUGGAGAAAGGGGUAGUUAACUUCUGCCACGCCCUCAAUGAAAUGUUAGAAGAAAAGCAAACUUGAGAGGGUAUGCGACAAUGUUGGAAAGUGUUUUAAAUACCAUUAAAGGAUAUAUUCAGGGAGCACUUUAAUCACUCAGUUUAUAAAAAUAUAAUUAUCUUGAUUUGGGUUAUCUGAGUAAUAGACUGAUUUCAUUGGCUGUUUAAAGUGUUUUUGAAUUUGAAUAGAAAUUGACCAAAUUUAAUAAUCAUUCUUGUUUUAAUUUAUUGAUUCAUACAACUAUUGUAUAUUGUCAAUCCAAGCAUAGAAUGAAUCAAUUUUCAAUAGCGUUACUAUUGGGUUUCGGCAAAAUAAAGCACUGUCUGUCACAUUUUCCAAUACUUAUUUAAAAGACAGAACUUUGAACUUUUGUUGCAACCAUUUUGUUCACUUUUCAAACAAAAUGAAAAAAAAAUCUAACCCAAUUAUACGUGAAUGAGUCCCUUUAAAUGAUGGAGAAAAGGGGAUGUGUUCAUGUAUACUGGAGGAAAGGGGAUGUGUUCAUGUAUACGGGAGAAAAGGGGAUGUGUUCAUGUAUACUGGAGAAAAGGGGAGGUGUACAAUUGUAUACUGGAACACUUCCCCACCCACUUGCCCUGAUACCAUCUUGACAAGAUAAAGCAGUUCACAAGAUUUACUUUACAUUUUUGGUAUAACCAUUAAGUUUAAUCAUUUUACCUUUAUGUUAUAUUUUUUGGUGAUACAUUUUUGUAUCAUUUGAGAAGAUAUAGCAAAAAGGAUAUUAUCAUUGAUUGUCUUUUCUAGGGGGCUAUUCAUCAAUAGUUAUAGAAGCUAUUUUGAUCUAGGAGAGCUAUCUAACAGUUAUACUUUACAAUUGAAACACAUCUGUGGGACCACUCUAGGUGUUAUUCAUUGCAGGUAUUGUGGCAUUUAUGGUACAAAAUAAUGCUUUAGUGAAUAUCAACCGAUGGGUGUAAAACUACCCCUUUGACUUUAAAAUUGUGUUUAAGUAACACUUGGGGAUGUGACAGGUUUCAGCUAUAAUGCAGCCAUUUUAGGGUGGGGGCAGACUUUUAUAAACUGAGCAACAACAACAACAAUGUUUAAAAACAAGGAUUUCCUAGAUACAAAAUUGAUCCUAGAAUUGUUGAUGAACCCACUCGAGAUCAUGUUGUACUGUGAUGGUUAUCUGUUUGAAUUUUUUAAACUGAUUUAUUUAAUUUCAGAUUGAUUCGUAUGUUGUGGUGUGUUAACUCAGAUAUGCUGUAAUUAAUGUAUAUGCAUGUAUAAGUAAUCAGCUAUAGGGAAAUUCAUGGAAAGUGCCGAUGGAUAGUUAUUUUAAAGCUUUAGUGAUUAAAUAGUUUAAGACUGUUGUACAUGUAUUAUGAUAUUAUUGACAUUCUUCAUGAUGUCCAACUUUACUGAUUGCCCAGUUUGGUGAUAAAUUCAUGUUUUUCAUUAUUUUGGUUUGUGUUUUGAGCAAAUCCUAGUCAGAGUUUUCUUCCGCAUUCAUAGGGCCUAAUUGCCAUGAUUGCUUUGAAAUUGUUGUUGUGUGAAGGAUUUAUUUUUCUAAAUAUAAUUUUUGUUUUAUUAUAUACCAGACUUGCUAUAUCUUUAUGUUUUUUAGAAAGUAUAUUCAGAUUACAAUUUUAGUAUGUCUUCCAUUUUUGGAUGUACUGCAAAUCUUUGCAGACCACUGACAUAUAGGGGUGACUUUGUCCAGCGUCACCAGCAUCCUCAUUGUCAGCAUGAUUUCGUUUCCAAUUUUUAAGUUUUUAAUAAAAUCUCAGUUUGGAGUCUUCACACUCUGUAUGCACAUUAUACACGGUCAGUAGAUGAUCACUGUUGAUUUUGGAGUCAGAAGGUCAAAGGUCAACUUUUACUAGAAAAACUAUUAGCAAUAACUUUUGAAUGACUUGGUGCGGAGUUUUCAAACUUGGUAUGUGCAUUGAUCAUAAAACACUGUAAAACUCAUUGGUCUUUAGUGAUAAAAACAACAAGAAAGAAUAUGAUUUAGGUAAAGAUUAAGAGAAAUAAACUUUUAUAGAAAGAAAUGUUAAUUAAUAGCUACGUGGCCACAAAUUCUUCAGUUAUAAAACCCCAAAAUAUCGCUAGUAUUUUUUUGUCCAUACUGUUUUCAUGUUUCUGUUUUGAUCAUUAAGUUCAAUGAGUUAAACAUGAUAAUGUUAUGAAUAAUUAUAUUUUUAUUUACAUCUACCUAUAUUGUGCGCCUUUAAGGGUCACUUUUUAUUUAUUAUCCCAGUCAGAACUCAAGGAAAUGUUCACAUAAUUUUAUUCAUUAUAUAUACCGGAUAUCACUCUUGUCCCAAUAUAACCCGAUGUUUGACUGGAUAUUUCUGUAAGAACUCAUCAGAAUAGGUUUUUGUCAGAAUUCAUUAGGUCUAUAUAUCAGUUUUAAGCUUGACUAUUUGAAGAAUAAGGAGGGCUAUACUACUCGCCCCAGCGUCGGUGUCGGCUUCCGGUUGAAGUUUUUAGGCAAGUUGGGAUUUUCACUUAUAAGUCCAAUACCCUUCAUUCAAUUGACUUAAUACUUCACACAGUUGUUCAGGGCCAUCACAUGAUGAGGUUAGAUAACUCCAUAUUAUCCUUUACACAGAUUAUGGCCCCUGAUUGACUAUGGAACUUAGGUUAGGUUGGGAUAUUUAUUAAUAACUUCUAUACCCUUCGUUCAAUUGACUUAAUACUUCACACAGUUGUUCGGGACCAUCACACAAUGAGGUUACAUAACUCCAUAUUAUCCUUUAUACAAGUUAUGGCCCCUGAUUGACUUAGGUUUAAGUUUUAGGGCAGGUUAAAGUUUUAGGGCAAGUUGGGAUUUUCACUUAAAAGUCCAAUACCAUUUAUUCAAUUGACUUAAUACUUCACAAAGUUGUUCAGAGCCAUCACAUAAUGAGGUUAGAUAACUCCAUAUUAUCUUUUAUACAAAUUAUCGCCCCUGAUUGACUAUGGAACUUUGGUUAAAGUUUUAGGGCAGGUUUGGAUAUUUAUUAACAACUUCUAUACCCUUCUUUCAAUUAACUUAAUACUUCACAUUAUUGUUCAGGACCAUCACCCAAUGAGGUUACAUAACUCCAUUAUCCUUAAUACAAGUUAUGGCCCCUGAUUGACUUAGGUUAAAGUUUUAGGGCAAGUUAAAGUUAAGGGCAAGUUGGGAUUUUAAUAAAAACGCUUCUAUACCUUUCAUUCAAUGCACUUAAUAAAAUUCAAAAUUAUUUAUGACCAUCUUACAUCAAGAAACAUAACUCCAUUUUAACCCUUUAUUUGUAAAUACAAAUUAUGGCCCUUGAAUCUUUUUCUUUUCUUUUUUUAAAUUUUAUUUUAAUUUCUUUUGAAAGGCAUAUUUGUAUAUUCUUAAACACAUUUUCAUAAUUGGAAAUCAAGUUAUUUGAAUGACUUGCGUCAUUGUUCGGGCAGGCUGGUGGGAGGGCAUCAUCAAAGUCACCUUAUUUAUCGCAUAAUUUUAGUUAGGUUUGACAUAAAGAGACCAAACUUGGUAAUAUUACAUCGUUAUUGUAUUUACUUCUAAGUCAAAGCAGCGUAGUCGAGCGCGCUGUCUUACGACAGCUCUUGUUUUAUUAACUUACUAGCUGACACGAAGAUGAUUGUUGACUCUUGUCUGGAGUGUUAAAUUAUUCAAAUGCACAAUGUGAUAUGACCCUUGUCCUCUGUCAUAUGUUCUCUCAUACAUCUUGUAUGUUUACAGAUCAUUCUAUAUUUUAAUAAAACCUUAUUCAGA